AUGAGAUAUGUCGCAGUGUCCGGAGGAGUCAUCUCAGGCAUCGGCAAAGGUGUCAUUGCUUCCAGUACGGGCCUCUUGCUCAAGACACUCGGCCUUAAGGUCACCUCUAUCAAGAUUGACCCGUACAUGAAUAUCGACGCAGGAACCAUGUCGCCUAUCGAACACGGCGAAGUCUACGUCCUGGAUGAUGGCGGUGAAGUAGACUUGGAUCUUGGCAACUACGAGCGAUACCUCGAUGUCACCUUGACCCGUGAAAACAACAUCACGACUGGUAAAAUCUACCGACAAGUCAUUGAACGCGAGCGCAAGGGCGAUUAUCUAGGUAAAACUGUUCAAGUCGUGCCGCACAUCACAAAUGCCAUCCAAGAUUGGAUUGAGCGCGUCGCCAAGAUCCCCAUCGAUGAAACAGGGGAGGAGCCUGAUGUCUGCAUCAUCGAACUUGGUGGUACCGUCGGUGAUAUUGAAUCCGCGCCCUUUGUUGAAGCACUGCGACAGUUCCAGUUCCGCGUCGGACAUGAAAACUUUGCCCUCAUCCACGUUUCCCUUGUACCUGUUGUCUCGGGUGAGCAAAAGACCAAGCCAACACAAGCGGCCAUCAAGGAUCUGCGAGGACUCGGUCUGACGCCCGACUUUAUCGCUUGUCGUUGCCCACAACCUCUUGAACGCGCAAGUGUUGAAAAGAUUGGCAUGUUUUGCCAUGUUGGUCCGGAUCAGGUCCUUGCCGUUCAUGAUGUCGCCUCGACCUAUCACGUCCCACUCCUUCUGGAGGACCAAAAACUCAUCAAAUCACUCGGCAAGCGUCUUUGUCUCGACAAGAUUGAAAUUACCGAUGCACAAAAGCAAAAAGGCAGUCGGCUUUGGCAACGUUGGCAAGGCUUGACCGUAGCGCACGACAGACUCUUUGAUAAAGUCACCAUUGUGCUCGUCGGCAAAUACACCAAAGUCCAAGACUCCUACAUUUCUGUGGUCAAAUCACUCGAACACGCCGCUCUAGCGUGCAACCGUAAGCUCAUUCUCGAAUGGGUCGAUGCGUCGGAUUUGGAGCAUGAAGCAAGUGGCACGGAACCGAAAAAUUAUCAUCGCGCUUGGCAUAUGCUCUGUAGCGCAGAUGGCAUCAUUGUUCCUGGUGGAUUUGGUACGCGUGGCACAGAAGGUAUGAUUGCAGCUGCUAAAUGGGCGCGAGAAAAUCAAAUCCCUUACUUGGGUGUCUGCCUUGGUCUUCAAAUUGCAGUCAUUGAAUUUGCGCGCAAUGUGAUGGGUCUUCGGGAUGCGCAUUCAGCGGAAUUGAAGGAAGAUACGACGGAACCACUUGUUGUAUUUAUGCCAGAGAUUGACAAGGACACGAUGGGUGGUAAUAUGCGACUUGGUCUGAGAGGUACACACAUGCAACCCGACACACAGUGGUCAAAGCUCCGGAAGCUCUACAAGAUGGACCAAGUCGUGCAAGAACGUCAUCGACACAGAUACGAAAUCAACCCUGAGUACGUCGAGCGUAUUGAAAAGGCUGGCUUGACGUUUGUUGGCAAGGAUGAGACGGGUUUGCGAAUGGAAAUCUUUGAGCUCAAGGAACAUCCUUAUUACAUUGGUGUACAAUAUCACCCGGAAUACCUCACUCGGCCGCUUGCCCCGUCACCACCCUUCUUGGGACUUGUGGCUGCUGCUUCAGGCAAGCAAGUGCUCGAUGACUUCCUUAGCAAAGGAACAUUGCCGCAGUUUUCCGGCCGCAGUCGAUCCUUCUCGUCCCAACAAGGUGGCAUCAGCAUGACAGAGAUUCGUAAUGUCAACGCAAACGGCUCGUCACCGACGCAGAAGAAGCGUGAAUAG
Protomyces lactucae-debilis is the source of this 1824-nucleotide messenger RNA. RefSeq names its product CTP synthase. The transcript is spliced from 2 exons. Bases 1 to 1824 code for a protein of 607 amino acids. Gene Ontology annotation, biological process: CTP biosynthetic process; pyrimidine nucleobase biosynthetic process. NCBI's taxonomy places the organism in Eukaryota, Fungi, Ascomycota, Taphrinomycetes, Taphrinales, Protomycetaceae. Gene Ontology annotation, molecular function: identical protein binding; CTP synthase activity. Gene Ontology annotation, cellular component: cytoophidium; cytoplasm. The record is from RefSeq and is a predicted model, not a curated record.